Molecule: messenger RNA, 829 nt
Organism: Triticum aestivum (bread wheat)
Lineage: Eukaryota; Viridiplantae; Streptophyta; Magnoliopsida; Poales; Poaceae
Product: FK506-binding protein 4-like
Exons: 3
Coding region: 419-829 (136 amino acids)
Source: RefSeq, a predicted model, not a curated record
GUAGUUCUGGAGGAGAAGGCUCAUGUUAAAAUGUUGAUGGAGCGUGUAGUCCAACUCAUUCGCGACGGUGUACUAGCAUGGAUCUUCUGGAGGUUUUCGUUCGACGGUGCAUCCAGCCACUCCAAUACCGGGGCCACCCGAUGUGGUUGUACUCUGGUACUGAAGACACCACUCGGGUCCAUCCAGAGGAGGUCGACGAUGCCACACUGGAGAGGUGGAUGACUGCCAUCACAGGGAACAAGGACAACCCUCAUGGGGCCAGGAGGAUCCCGCCACUCGACCAGUCUUAUGAAUCAGACAAGGUAUGACCACUUAUCUCCGACUGUAAUCAUGUUUCGUCCAUUCUGUUCUGCUGCAGAUCAGUCGAUCGACUUUUGUCUUGUUUGUUGUCCUUCAGGCUACCACUGAGUUGUAUUCGAUGCCCAACGGGGCGCAAGCACAGACCGAGGAGGAGGAAGGAAGUGGAGGUGAAAGUCAGGAGGAGUGGGAAUCGGAUGGCGAUGAGGGUGAUGAAGAUGUAGGCUCCGAUGAGGAGGAGGAGGAAGAGGAGGAAGUUGCGCCUCCCCGUUCUGAAAGAAGGUCCAAGCUUGCCCAUGACCCUGCGGUCGAGCGCGGCAAGGGGGCCGCGCCUGUUGUGCAAUCGACCAAGCGUCCUCGGACGACCUCUCCGGCGCCGACUGAGAAAGCGCCGAAGCAAUCUCGAGUGGUGCCGUCGAAGCCGACGAAGGCUUUGCCAAAGAUGAAGAUGGUGAUUCCCACUAUUUCUAGUGCUGCUACUUCUGAUACCUCGGCCAGACCUGAAGAUCAAGAAAUGGAGGAUAUAAACUGA